ACGUCGCUUUUCCUUUCACUCCCGUUCCAAGUCCUUCCCCUUCCCAAAUUCCCUCCGCCUCCUUUCCCCCAUCGUCUCUCAUUUCGUUUUCUCCUCUUCACUCUUUCUUCCCCGAAAUCUUCUUCACUCUUAAACCAUGAAUAUCUUCAGGUUCGCCGGCGAUAUGACCCACUUGAUCAGUGUUUUAGUUCUUCUCCUCAAAAUCUACGCUACCAAAUCAUGCUCCGGAAUUUCACUCAAGACUCAGGAGUUGUAUGCCCUUGUCUUUCUGACCCGGUAUUUGGAUCUUUUAACGGACUUCAUAUCUAUCUAUAAUACUGUGAUGAAGCUGAUUUUUAUAGCAAGCUCUCUAGCAAUUGUUUGGUGCAUGCGGGUGCAUCCAAUCGUGAGGCGGUCGUAUGAUAAAGAUCUUGACACUUUUCGUCAUUAUUUUCUUGUUGCUGCAAGUUUCAUUCUCGCACUUUUAGUGAAUGAGAAGUUUGGGUUUCAAGAGGUCUUUUGGGCGUUUUCAAUAUACUUGGAGGCUGUAGCAAUUCUUCCUCAAUUAGUUUUAUUGCAACGAAGUGGGAAUGUGGACAAUUUAACCGGCCAUUACAUCUUCUUUCUUGGAGCCUAUCGUGCACUCUACAUCCUCAACUGGAUCUACCGAUAUUUCAUGGAAACGCACUUCAGUCGGUGGAUAGCUUGCAUUGCUGGGCUGGUUCAGACGGCUUUAUAUGCUGAUUUCUUUUACUACUACUACAUUAGCUGGAAAAACAAGGCGAAGCUUCAGUUGCCAGCUUGAUUAAAGCUGGGACCAGUUUUUGACUUUAUGGAGCUUGAGAUCCAAUUACGUUUCUACACCAUGGCAGGUAGCUUGGCUUGGAAGUGGGGAUAGAACACCUAACUUCAACCAUCACAACUUCCUUCAUAUCCGGGUAGGGUACCUUUUAACUGCCAAAAUGCAGGUGGGUUCUUGAUGGAAACUGACAUUUCAUAGGGACUUUUUGAUUAACCCUGUUCAAAGGUAAUUAUAGUUUCUGGCGUUAGGUUUCUUUUCUUCAUUUCUAACUUGUAAAGAUAUCCUUUGGGACUUGGUGGAACUGACAUCAAGGUUAUAUUAGCUGAUGCAGUCUUCCAUUCUGUAGUGUCUAAAGUUUAUUGCCGAGGGAAUCACUUUCACAUUGUUACUGAGAGAACAAAUUUAAAGUUGUUUUUCGUUGAACUACCAAUAGAUAAUGAUGCCAAUUCCAUUUA
Molecule: messenger RNA, 1236 nt
Organism: Cucurbita moschata (crookneck pumpkin)
Lineage: Eukaryota; Viridiplantae; Streptophyta; Magnoliopsida; Cucurbitales; Cucurbitaceae
Product: ER lumen protein-retaining receptor A
Exons: 6
Coding region: 137-784 (215 amino acids)
Biological process (GO): protein retention in ER lumen; endoplasmic reticulum to Golgi vesicle-mediated transport
Cellular component (GO): endoplasmic reticulum; membrane; cis-Golgi network
Molecular function (GO): ER lumen protein retrieval receptor activity
Source: RefSeq, a predicted model, not a curated record